AUGGAUCUUAGGAAGCCUGCUUCAUCAUGCCUGGAUGUUGACCUGAGCACGCCCGCCGUUGUCGAGUGGGAAUGCAAUGAUGAGACGCAUCAUUUGGUCAAGCCUGACCCCAAGAUCGACGAUAUCAGGCUAAGGAUUCGCUUCUGUGACGACACUUCACGCGCCCUCUUCGAACUACGCUUUCCCAUGAACCUCAAAGGCAUCAAAGGCGUUUCAGACGUUUUCAUCCCGAUCCAUCCUCCCUCGAUCACCUCCCUCGACUUUACCUUUGCCGCGACUACUCCGAAUAUCGUACAGCAGAAGUUCGAUUGCACCACCCUUCGCCUAGACUUCCAAGUCAGCCGAAACCUCGAAGUCCUCGUUCCCCUCGCCGCCAAAGAGCCCCUGUCGCCAACCCGAGCACAGUCGGGCAGGGUCCUCGAUGCCGUUCGCAUGCUUUCCGACAUAACUUCCUUUCGCAUCUACAUCGAGGCCACCAAGCUGCCCAAAGUCACGCUGCAGUCCAUCAGCGAUGCGAUUCGCCAGGCCCGCCUAAAGCCUCUUCGCCAUCAAGAUGACCUCGCCAGCAUGUACCACGGCACGGGAGCUAAGGUUAUUCAACUCUGCGCUCAAGUCCAAGACGCUCCACCAUCGUACGAUGAAACCGAGCCUCCACCUCCCAUGGCUCCAAUCAACGAGAAGAAGCGACAUCGGGCCGGAAGCGAAGACGAUGCCACAAGCCAGAUCGCCCUGAUCUGGGCCGAGCUCAAGGCGACGCAAGAGCAGAAUCAACAACUCCAGCAACGAGUCGCUGCCUUGGAGAAGGACAACCAAGAGCUAAAAAGAGAAGUCGAGCAGCUACAAGCUGAUGACCACAAUACUGCAAACGUGCUGGAAGAACUUGACAGCAGGCUGCUUGAGUUGCGGGACGACCACGUGGACUUGGGAGACAAGGUCGAUUUUCUCAGGGAGCACGGAGUAGACAGCGAUGCGAUAGAGUCCUUUAUAGAGAAGGUCAAGAGUAAUAUUCUUGACGACAUCUCGACGCGUCUGUCCAGGACCUGA
Molecule: messenger RNA, 1044 nt
Organism: Fusarium keratoplasticum
Lineage: Eukaryota; Fungi; Ascomycota; Sordariomycetes; Hypocreales; Nectriaceae
Exons: 1
Coding region: 1-1044 (347 amino acids)
Source: RefSeq, a predicted model, not a curated record